Molecule: messenger RNA, 1602 nt
Organism: Lates calcarifer (barramundi perch)
Lineage: Eukaryota; Metazoa; Chordata; Actinopteri; Centropomidae
Product: 1-phosphatidylinositol phosphodiesterase-like
Exons: 3
Coding region: 620-1519 (299 amino acids)
Biological process (GO): lipid metabolic process
Molecular function (GO): phosphoric diester hydrolase activity
Source: RefSeq, a predicted model, not a curated record
CAUUAAUUGAACAGCAGCUUUAAAAUUUGGGGUAAAGUCCUUAAUUAAUGAGGGAAAUUAAUCGCUUUACUAUUAUAUUAUUAUUUUGAUAUUGUCGAUACUAGUGGUGGAAAGUAACUUACAUAAGUACUGUACUUGAAAACUACUUUUGUUUGAGUAUUUCCAUUUUCUAGUGUUCUUUAUUUUCUAUUUUCCCCCUACUACACUACUUUAUAUAUUUAAUACUAUAUGGUACAUAUCAUUACACAUAUAUCUUACUUAUUUGUAUUAUUAUGUUUUAAUACUCUUGAUAUGUAUUCCUUGUCUAUCCCUUAUUUAACACCAUUACGUUAACGCAAUAAUUCUUGUUGGAAAUCAAAUCUAAUCUGACAGAAUUGACCCACCUUCUCAAACACUCUGGAAACAAACACUACAAUCUUCACAAACAUGUUUGAUUGUUCCACACCAAGAACAAUCAAUCUGAUUCAUACAUCUGAUAAAAGUGGUCCACACCUGGAAAAUUUCAGAUAACUGAGUAAUAUAAGACAGGGAUUUUUUGUUGUGCUGUCUACAUUCUGACCAUUGCAGUGGUUUGCUGUCAAAUCCUCCUGGCUCUAAGGUUGCUCAUAUUUCUGCCAGAAUGAAGGCUAGUCACAAGUGUCUGCUUUUCUACCAUAUUUUGCUGUCUGUCAUCUUUUUGUGCCGUGGCACAAACGUGUUCUUCAAUGAUAAUGGAAACCUCGUACUCCCUGGGUCCUACAAUAUCCCAUGGAUGGCAGGCAUUCAGGAUUUCCGCACCUUGUCUCUCAUCACCAUCCCUGGUACCCAUGACAGCAUGGCCCUCUAUGGAGGCCCAGAGGACAAAUGCCAGGCUCUGUCCCUGAGGGAUCAGCUGAGGGUCGGUGUUCGUUUUCUGGAUCUCAAAGUGUUUGGACUGUUUGAUACCCUUUAUGUUAUGCACGGGGUGAUGUACCAGCAUAGCACUUUCAAGGAGGUCCUUGACACAGUAAGAGCCUUCUUGUCAGAGUUUCAGACUGAGGCUGUGCUCAUUAGAGUGCAACCAGAGUCUUUUGAGAAGAAAACAGUCAAUGAAAUGGUGCAGAGUCUGAUUGGCAAUGACCAACAUGUCUGGGUGACUUCUGGGAUGCCAAACAUGGGUCAAGUCAGGGGGAAAAUAGUCUUUCUGCAGAAGAGCACCUUCACUUUAGGAAUUCCCCUCAUAGAUACAAAUGGGAAAGGCAACAACAAGGUUAGCGACACUAAAGGUAAAGACAACAGAAUAAUCAAACAGCUGAACGAAGCCACUGAAGCCUGUGGAGGUGAUAAUGCUGUUCUGACUUACACAAGUGGCACUGGCUUUGGUACUUUCUGGGGAAUGUUUCUGACUCCAAAGAGAGUGGCUGAACAGGUUAACCCAUGGCUCAACCAAUACCUGAGGCAGUUUUACCCUAAUCAGCCCAGACCAUGCUUUGGUAUCAUUGCCAUGGACUUCCCUGGCAUUGACCUCAUUCAAACUGUUAUCAAUUUGAACUGGUGGUAGACAUUAAGCAGCUAGUUUGUCCUAUGUUUGAGAGAUUCAGAGAUAAAAUCUGCUGAGUGCAUUAUAAUAAAAUCCUUCCUGUA